Yarrowia lipolytica CLIB122 is the source of this 2625-nucleotide messenger RNA. RefSeq lists its product as uncharacterized. The record is from RefSeq and is a predicted model, not a curated record. Gene Ontology annotation, cellular component: plasma membrane. Gene Ontology annotation, molecular function: oligopeptide transmembrane transporter activity. Gene Ontology annotation, biological process: transmembrane transport. Lineage: Eukaryota; Fungi; Ascomycota; Dipodascomycetes; Dipodascales.
AUGGACUCUCCCACCGAGGAAAAGUUCAACGACAAAAAGUCCCCCUUUGAGAAGGACGCCAUCGAGGUGGACUUCGAGGCUGCUGAGGUCACCGAUAUCUCUUUCGUUGAUUACGUCGGCGAAAAGCUCAAUUUUGUCCCUGACGAAAAUGGCGAACACACCAAGAAUGUUCGUCUCAUGGCCAGUUUUGUCGCUGAGAUGACCGAGGAAGAAGCUGAGGAAAUUCUUCUCAAGUUCAUCCCCCUCCACGAAGAUGAUUACAAUCUGCGGUUGGAGCAAAAGGAAUAUCUGAAGUCGCUUGUGAAAGGCGAGAAAGAAGCACCUGACCCCACAACCUACUCUAUGGAUCUCCGAAUCGAAGCUGCUGCCAUCAAGCAUUGGUCGCCUUACGUCGAAGUUCGAGCCGUUACCGAUUGUUGGGAUGAUAUGGACGAACCUUGCGAGACAAUCAGAUCUUAUGCCAUCGGCUUGGUCUGGCUUCUUGUCGGAUGCUUCGUGAACCAGUUCUUCAUCUUCCGCUUCCCUUCCAUCUCCAUUAGCUCCGACGUCCUGCAGCUGCUCACCUAUCCAUGUGGAGAGUUCCUGGCUCGAGUUUUGCCCGACUGGGGGUUUACUUUCCGAGGAACCCGAAUCACUCUCAACCCUGGUCCUUGGACAAGAAAGGAGCAGAUGUUUGCGACCUUCUUCCUCAGCGGUGGUGAUGGUUCCACUUAUGUGUCGGCCUACAACCUCCCCACCCAGCUCCUGCCCAUGUACUACGAUCAGAAAUGGGCCACCUUUGGUUACCAGAUUAUGUUGACCCUUUCUUCUCAGUACAUUGGUUUUGGAUUCGCUGGUAUCCUGCGACGAUUUGCCAUCUACCCUACCAAGGCAAUGUGGCCUAUGCAAAUGCCCACUCUGGCGCUCAACCGAGCCCUACUGGAUCCCGAGAGGAAGCAGAGCAUCAACGGAUGGACCAUUAGCAAGUAUUGGUUCUUCCUGGUGGUGUUUGCAGGCUCAUUCGUCUACUAUUGGAUUCCCGACUACCUGUUUGCAGCUCUCAGUAACUUCAACUGGAUGACAUGGAUAGCUCCCAACAAUGUAAACCUGGCUCUUCUCACUGGGCAGUCUGGAAUGGGUAUAAACCCCAUCCCCACCUUUGAUCUUAACGUCAUUGGCGUGGGUAACGUCGUCACUCCGUGGUGGUCAGUUGUUAACAUUCUUGUGGGAGCUAUUCUAGGAACCUUUACAAUCAUUGGUGUAUACUGGUCCAACAUCAGAUGGACCGCCUAUCUGCCUAUGAACACUCCUGGAAUCUUCAACAACAAAGGAGGUAGCUACAAGGUGACCAAGAUCCUGACUAAUGGUGUUUUUGACGAGGAGAAGUACCAGAAGUAUGGUCCUCCACUGUGGGGAGCUGCUAACCUGGUACUCUACGGUUCUUUCUUUUCUCUCUACACCCUUGGCUUUGUUUACACCAUGCUGGCUUACUGGAGAGAUAUGUGCACAGCUGCCGUGGACUUUUACAACGGUAUUGCCUUCUGGAACGGACGAAAGCGAACCGAGGUUGACUCUCCUUUUGCCCGACAGCUCAAAAAGUACCCCGAUGUCCCUGAUUGGUGGUUCUUUCUUAUUCUUCUCAUCUCCAUUGGCUUCUGCAUUGGCACUGUCAAGGGCUGGCCCACUUCCACUCCUGUCUGGGGUAUCUUCUUUGUUCUCGGCAUCAACGUGGUCUUCCUAGUCCCUAUCUGUCUCCUUCAAGCUUACACUGGUAACGGAUUUGCCCUCAACGUGCUUGUGGAGAUUAUUUGUGGCUAUGCUCUCAACGGACGACCUACUGCACUCAACAUUUUAAAGGCAUACGGAGUCAACGUAGACUCCACCUCUCAGGGCUUUGUGUCUGUGUGGAAGACUGGAAUGUACGCCUACGUGCCUUCUCGGGCCAUUUUCCGAACCCAGAUCCUCUCCACCCUCAUCAAUGCGUUUGUCACCGUCGGAAUUCUCCAGUACCAGCUCACCUUGACAGAUAUUUGCACCCCGGCCCAGCGAGCUACUACCAAGUUUACUUGCCCCAACCAGAACGUCUUCUACUCUGCAUCGGUUCUAUUUGGAGCUAUCGGAUCCAAGCGAGUUUUUGGAACCGGGGGAGGGGAUGGCCUUUACCCCUUCCUUAAGUGGUGUUUCCUCAUUGGAGCAGUUGUUGCUCUCAUUUUCUUCGCCAUUCAGUACACCAUUCCGGCCUACAUUGGCAAGCGGUACCCCGAGAGAAAGGAGGCCAUGGUUCGACUCUCGGAGCGACUUGGAAAGAUUAACCCCGUUGUUAUCAACAUGGGCUUCCUUCAGUUCGCUCCUGGCAACCUAUCAUACAUUACUGGAGGUGUUUAUCUGGCAGCAUUUUGGACUCUGUACUUGAAGAAGAGAUACACUGAGUGGUGGGCCAAGUACACCUAUGUGAUGGUUGCAGGUGUCAAUGUCGGUAUCGCCCUGGCAGCAAUCAUUGUGUUCUUUGCCCUCCAAUACAGCGACAUUGAGCUCAGUUGGUGGGGAAACAAUGUGCCUUACGCUGGUGCCGAUGGUAAUGAAACUCCCUUAUUGACAUUGGCUCCAGGCCAACUUAUUGGUCCUCAGCCCGGUCACUUCCCUUAG